CUUUCCGCAUGCCAAAAUAUUAUCUGAAUUAUAACGUGUGAAAAAUUGUCUUUCCAUUGCAUGUACAAUUUGAAACAAAAUCGUUGAAGGAACGAUCAUUAGUAAUAAUAAUAAUAAAAAUCAAGGUUAGAAUCUCUAACAAUGCAGAAGCCUCAAGUGAACCACCCAUUGACCCUCUGCCAAUCCUCGUCGAUCGAAAUCUCGAAACUCCUGUGGUCUCAACCCGACUUGAAACACCAGCUAAUACUCUGGAUAAAAACCCACAGUAUUUGGUCUUCCUCGACUGAAUCCACUGAUGCCCAGAACACAUUGCGUGCCCAAAUCUCCCGUAAAAUUAACGAACUGGUCCCCUCUGAACGCCUCAAACAGGAGUUGAGGCAAACCGUGGAUUUGAUGGGAACGAGACUGCGGCAGUGGAUCCACAAGAUGGAAAGACGUGGUAACAUUUCAGUGGACUUGAUACUUUACCUCGAUCACAUCCACUGGGGACGUCCUGGGUGCGUUGACGAGUCUGCAACCAUAAACUCGAUGUAUCUCUCCCAGGUUUUUCCAGAGAACAUUAUCACGUGGCUCGAGCUCUGCGACUACUGCCUCGAGGACUGCAUCAGGGACUUGUGGCCUAAAUUAUCAGAAAUCGAGGAGAAUUUCUACACUAGGUCUCAGUCAGUCUUGUCAACCUACUGGUGUCACUGGCUGCAGAACGAUCUGAAGAAAGGACAUGCAACUUUCAGAAUAGUUAUCCCAGAUUGGGAGGAUGAUCAGUCGCUGGAAGAAAAUUUGUUUGCAUAUAGUUUUCUUUAUGGCACUUACUCAGCAGUGGAAUAUUUCUGGAGGUUGAUGAGAAAUGAUCAGAGGAAGAGGACGAUCAUUCGUGUAGCUCGAACGAUCCUCAGUUUCAUCGAGCUGCUGCCACAGCCUGAUCUUGUGGUUUUUCUACUCCAACAGAUAUUCUUUUAUGAUCUGAAUCAUCUGUGGAUUCAGCUGCUGAAUUCAGACCGUUUGCUUGUUAAAUUGUUGAAUUGGCCUUAUCAACAUUUAUUCUUGGCGGCUGCUGAGGCAUCGUGGGUGCACCAUGGGCCCAUUGAUUACACUCCAAUUCUUAUCGAGAUCAUUAAAUCUAUGAAAAGUUUAUGUUUAUUCUCAACUGAUGGGGCUCAUUCACAGUACUGCGAGAUAGUUUAUGAUAUUUUAGAGAGAGUCGUGGGUGACAAAAAAGGAUCGAUCAACUUCUUGAAAGUUCUCAAUGAAGCAUGGGAAAUGGAGAAUAAUAAGAUGUUGAAUUAUAUUAUCAAUUAUCCUCGUUUGGAGGAAAUGAGGAAUUUCCAUGUUUUUGUGAUGAUGCAAGCGUUUAAGCGUAGACAUUGCUCUGUAGACUCGGAUUUUGGGGAAAAAUUUGUGAGGGAGGUUCUUGUUUCUGACGCGGAACGAGAGUCAUUCAGGUGCCAAGUUAAGGAUAGGGGCUUUGAGAUUGAUGGGGGAAUGAAGGAGAAUUAGUUAGUUUAAUUCAUCUAUUCCUAUUCAUUGAAAAUUGUUCUGCAAUACAGUGCACUGAGAAGAAAAAUAUUUUUGCCGAGUAUCCAUUUACUUGACAUAAAUAUUUAUUUUUUUAAUAAUGUAUUCCGCCAGUCGAGUCAUUCGCAGGCAUUCCUCAUUAGUUUUCAGAUAUGACAAUUAUAUUGCUCUAGAAGAUGAUCAGGUUAGUUAGGGACUUGAGUAAACUCCCUCAAUAAUUAUCAACAUUAAAAGAUUAAUCCAAAUUCUUCCUUUUGGAAAAUGAGAAAUUGAGGAAAAAUGAAUAAUUAUUGAAGGAGUUCAUCCAAGGUCAUGUGUAACAUAGUUAUCCUCUAGAAUAACAUGAUUAUCAUAAUUGAAACCUAAUCGGGCUUGCCUGC
Diachasma alloeum is the source of this 1892-nucleotide messenger RNA. RefSeq lists its product as uncharacterized. Bases 142 to 1494 code for a protein of 450 amino acids. NCBI's taxonomy places the organism in Eukaryota, Metazoa, Arthropoda, Insecta, Hymenoptera, Braconidae. The record is from RefSeq and is a predicted model, not a curated record. The transcript has 2 exons.